AUGAUGGUGGACAUUGAUGAGUUCCGGGAGCAGGCAAGAAAAGCUAAGGAGACUGGCGAUUAUUCUUUUGUUAAGUCUGCACCAUAUGACCCCAGAUUUCCUAAUAUUAAUCAGACCAGUUUACUGGCCAGGAACUGUCUUCAGAAUUAUAUAGAUUUCCACAGGUGCACUAGAAUUUACGGAGACAGUUACAAGCCUUGCAACUACUUCAAAUUUGUUUAUAAAGAUUUGUGCCCUGCCUUUAUGAUUGAAGCGUGGGAUGAACAGGUAGAAGCCGGAACUUUUCCUUACAAGAUGGAAUAG
Molecule: messenger RNA, 303 nt
Organism: Mesocestoides corti
Lineage: Eukaryota; Metazoa; Platyhelminthes; Cestoda; Cyclophyllidea; Mesocestoididae
Source: the annotation of a GenBank genome assembly